This is a messenger RNA of Anolis carolinensis (green anole), 3035 nucleotides long. RefSeq names its product zinc finger and SCAN domain-containing protein 31. The record is from RefSeq and is a predicted model, not a curated record. Bases 664 to 2367 code for a protein of 567 amino acids. The transcript is spliced from 4 exons. Lineage: Eukaryota; Metazoa; Chordata; Lepidosauria; Squamata; Anolidae.
CCAAGUUUGCCCAUGACUGGGGUAGAUGCACUCCAGUCAAAUGCAGGAAUGAGAGACAUGCAUGGUAAUUUUUGGUGUCUCUCCUGUCUCUUGAUUUCAGAGAGAGACAGGACCCUUCCAGGGAUAGAUCUGAAGAGUUAAAGCCAUAGAGCUCUGCACCUUAGAGAGAGCCAACUGCUUUGAAAAAGAGGGGGCUGCAAAGCCAGCGAGGUCCCUUCCUGCUCCAGUUCCUAGCCAAGCCUGUGCAGACUGCAGCUAUUGUUGCAAGAUGCCUUUAUUGUGGAUCUGAAGCCGGGUCAAUGUCUCCCCUAUGAAUACCUGCCAUCAUCUAUAUAAGCAUUGUUUUUAUCUGAACUCCCAUGUCUGUGUCUGAUGGAAUUCACUGGCAGCCCUAGAUUGUAAAAGUCAAAAAUAUUUAUUUAUUUAUUUAUUUUUCAAACUUAUAUGCCGCCACUCCCCUAGGGCUCGGAGCGGCUUACAAGAACCGGCUAAAAUCAACAAUUUAAAAAACAUCUUAAAAACAUCUUUAAAAAACAUCUUAAAAAUGAUAUAGUAUUUGUCAGAAGAGUGUUGCUGUAAAGAAAUAGCGAAAGGGAGAGGGGAAGGUGGAAAAUCAAACAUUACACCUAGACCCCAUAAUUGAGUUAUCUUGGCCUGGAGGAGAUGGCCACCAAGGAAAGGAUUCUGGGAGACCCCAUUCCCUUUGGGUUGCAGUCAGGAAGACAAAUGAUGGGGAAAGCCCUUCUAAGCCCCAAAACUGAGGACGACUUAGAUGGAAGGUGUGGAUUUUCUCUCAGCAUCCAAAACGGAAACAUGAGCAAAAUGGCAUCUUCGCAGAUGAAAGACGAAGAGGACGGUUUAGAUCAGCAGUGGGAAACCCCAUGGCAGGAUUUCCCAAAGGACGGACAACCCUUCCGUGCAAGGUGGGAGGACUCUCCAAACUCCAAAACCUCUUCCUGGCACCACGGUGAGUCUUUGCCAAACAACUUUCAACAGAUGCCUAAUGCUAGUCACCACUCUGGGGCACAGGACACAAUCCAACCAUUGUCCAGCGUUGACAGGGAUUUUCAAGAUACGGAUGUUGAGCUACUCACCAAAGAAGAGGUGACCUGUGAGAAAGCAGAGCAAACAGCAUUUCUGGAUUCAGAUACAGUCAGCGUGGAGACGUGUCGGCAGCGAUUCCGGAACUUUUGCUACCUGGAAGCCGAGGGACCCCGGGAGGUGUGCAGCCACCUCUGGUUCCUCUGCUCUCAGUGGCUGAAGCCGGAGAGACACAACAAGGAGCAGAUCCUGGAGCUGCUGAUCCUGGAGCAGUUCUUGGCCGUCUUGCCGCCAGAGAUCCAGGGCUCGGUGAAGGAACGUGCGCCAGAAACUUGCGCCCAAGCCGUGUCCCUGGCGGAGGAGUUCCUGAUGCGGCAGGAAGAGCCACUGAGAGCGGACCCUGAAGACCCCGAGGUUCUCGGAGCAGGAGAGGGCGAUUUGGAGUCCUUGUUGCCCUUGCAACACAUGGAGAAAGUGGUAUCUGGCCUAUUGGCAGAAGUGGGACUUUAUUCCUCUACUACAAUAGGACCCAUCCUCAGUGCCCACAAAGAGAGCAAGCAGAAGGGGGAAAGAGAUGCCCAUUUGUUCAAUCACAAACAAUCAAGGGAAAGUGCAAAACCUUCAGAAGUGAAAGGCUCUAUGAAAGAGGAGCAUCCGGAAGACUGUGGGGCAGACUUUGAAGCUGAUACAGGUGCUGCUGAAGAGGGAAAACCUCCCGCAACUAGUCUGAAACCCCACAAAUGCUCCGAGUGUGGGAAACGCUUCCACCAAAUUUCCCACCUGAACAGACACCUGAGAAUCCACACCGGAGAGAAGCCGUACAAGUGUUUGGACUGCGGGAAAAGCUUCACGCAGGGUUCCUGCCUGCUGGGGCACCAAAGGAUCCACACGGGCGAGAAAGCAUAUUCUUGCUCCUACUGCGACAAAAGCUUUAUCUGGAGCUCCGGCUUGCACCAGCAUGAGAAAAUCCACCUGGGAGAGAAGCCCUAUAGGUGCUUGGAGUGCGGGAAGAGCUUCCACCGGAGUUCAGCGCUCACCGAUCAUGUGAGGUCCCACACUGGAGAGAAACCGUACACCUGCUCGGACUGCGGGAAAGGCUUCAGCCAGCACUCGAACCUCAUUGUGCACCGGAGGGUCCACACCGGAGAGAAACCGUACACAUGUUCCAUCUGUGGCAAAAGCUUCACCCGGACGGCACUGCUCAUGGCACACUUGAGAAUCCACACAGGGGAGAAGCCCUACAAGUGCUUGGUCUGCGAGAGGAGCUUCCGGGAGAGGCCGGCUCUCACCAAACAUAAGAAAAUCCACAUGAGAGAGAAUGUGUAACAAAAGUGGACAUUGGUUCUCUUUGUUAUGCACACAGUUGGCUUCUACUCCAACAGAUCUGUUGGCAGUGAUUUGAUUGUCUAGUUUUGCAUGGAAAAGGGUUGGACAGCAUGACCCUUGGGGUCUCUUCUAAUUAUGAUCCUACCAAGGCACCACAAUUCAAGCAGGAUAUGGAAAAGGUGGAACAUGUCUAGAGAAGGGCAACCAAAAUGGUCCAAGGUCUAGAAGCCAAGCCCUAUGAGGAAUGACUGAGGAGCUAGAAAAAAGUUGAGAGAAGACAUGAGAGCCCAAGGUGACGAUAAAACUGUGCUCAAAGAACUAAAGAGAACACUUCUUUGGAUAUACUAAAGUCUUCCAGUACAACUGUAUAAUCAACUUUUAUGAUCACCUUGACUUACUAUGUUGGCUGGGGAUUUUGAUUGUUGGAGUCCACAAGAAAAAACAAGAUCUGGGGUUCAUAGUCCUAGAAGCUGAGCAUAGGGACUUGAAAACAUUAUUUAUUGAAUUUUUGAAAGAUUUCAGAACAAUCUUGAGUUUUUUUCUUCCCAGGUUUUGUAACCUAACACCCACCCUCCCCAAACACACUUUUCUUGUUCUAAAUUGUGAGUGAGGAUGACAGUUAUUUGGUUUUGGAUAAUAACACAUAAAUAAAUAUAUUUAUGGUGAAA